UAAAAAACUAAGUGAAUAAAAUGUUAAUAUUUCUCUAUAAAAAAAUAAUCGGUGUUUAGUGUAAAUGAUUUAUAAUUGAUACCAAAAACAAAAAAUGUCAUCUGUAACACAAAAUUCGGGAAUUCGAACAUCAAGUUCGACCAGUGAAUGUAACAGUAUACAUGAAAUGCUUAAGAACACAAAUACAAAUGAUACGAAUAAUGCAAAUUCUAGUGCAAUUGCAACACCAAUUAAUCAUUCGAUGUCAUUUUCCGGUGGUUUAAAUGAACUAUCCAACACAAAAAUAUCGAAUUCGUUAAAUAAUCGAAGUGGUAGUGAAUCAUCGACAACAGUACUGAAAGCGGGCUCAUCACGUAUUGAAACUAUUAAAAAUUGGUCGAUUUCCACUUAUAAAUGUACGAAACAAUUGAUGUUUGAGAAGUUAGGACGUACCUCUAGAACAAUUGAUUCAGAAUUGGAAACAGAAAUUGAGCAAUUAAGGGAUACCCAACAGAAAUAUAUGAAUAUUUUGCAGCAUUCGCGAGCAUUAACUAGUCAUUUUUAUCAUUUAGUUCAAACACAGCAAGCAUUGGGUGAUGCAUUCUCUGAAUUGGCACAAAAAUCACCAGAAUUACAAGAGGAAUUUCUAUAUAAUUCAGAGACACAACGGAAUUUGACGAAGAAUGGCGAAACAUUAUUAGGCGCAUUAAAUUUUUUUAUAUCAUCAGUGAGCACGCUUUGUAACAAAACAAUAGAAGAUACCUUACAAACAAUACGGCAAUAUGAGUUAGCACGAAUUAAAUACGAUGCAUAUCGUACCGAUCUGGAAUUGAUGAAACAGACGAACGCCUCUGGUUUGGAAGAUGCUCAUCACGAUUUUAAUUUACAUAAAGAACAGUAUGAGCGAUUACGGACAGACGUUUCAAUUAAAUUAAAAUUUUUAGAUGAGAAUCGGAUCAAAGUGAUGCAUAAACAACUGUUAUUGUUCCAUAAUGCGGUAUCCGCAUAUUUUUCUGGUAACCAAACAGCAUUGGAGACAACAUUAAAGCAAUUUAAUAUAAAAAUGAAAACGCCUAAUUCAACAUUCCCUUCUUGGCUUGAGCAGCAAUAGUACUCUAUUAUAAGUAUUUUAUUAUUUUUAUUCUUUCCAAAUUCAUUCCAUACAAAUCUUAUUUUAACAAAAUAACAUCAGUUCUCUCUCAAUCUGAAUGUCUUUAAUGGAUCAAAAUUCUGUCUUACCCAUCUCAUACUGUCCUAAAAUCAUUGUUGUUCUAUACAAAAAAAAAGGUCUCAUUUUCAAUCAGCAAAUUCUGAAAGUCAGAUGCACCGUAAAUUCAGGCAUGGACGUUUAUGGCUCGACAUAGAAGAUUUCAUGUAUAUAUGUCUUUAUAUAAAAAAAUAUGUUCUUGGCAUCGAUCCGUCUCCGGGCUAUACUCCAUGUAACAUUUAAAGCUGUUUAGAAACGAUUGGAGUACUUUG
This is a messenger RNA of Chrysoperla carnea, 1458 nucleotides long. It is a transcript of the gene Arfip, whose product is annotated as arfaptin-2. The coding region runs from base 95 to 1090 and encodes 331 amino acids. The record is from RefSeq and is a predicted model, not a curated record. NCBI's taxonomy places the organism in Eukaryota, Metazoa, Arthropoda, Insecta, Neuroptera, Chrysopidae. Gene Ontology annotation, cellular component: trans-Golgi network membrane. Gene Ontology annotation, molecular function: protein domain specific binding; phospholipid binding. The transcript has 4 exons. Gene Ontology annotation, biological process: regulation of Arp2/3 complex-mediated actin nucleation; intracellular protein transport.